This is a messenger RNA of Lathyrus sativus (Indian pea), 126 nucleotides long. NCBI's taxonomy places the organism in Eukaryota, Viridiplantae, Streptophyta, Magnoliopsida, Fabales, Fabaceae. The record is from the annotation of a GenBank genome assembly.
AUGAAAUUCGAGGAUAAAUCUGAGACAUCCUCAAGCCAUGGUGGACUGAGUGCUGCAGGAGCUGUACCUGUCCCCCAGCUUCCAAAAUUGCAGGAAAGUGUGUGCAACUCUAUGUUCUUCUGUUGA